GGCAUGGACGGGAAGAAAUGCAGCGUGUGGAUGUUUCUACCUCUUGUAUUCACUUUGUUCACUUCAGCUGGCUUGUGGAUAGUGUACUUUAUAGCUGUGGAAGAUGACAAAAUUUUGCCAUUAAAUUCAGCUGCAAGGAAAUCUGGUGCGAAGCAUGCCCCGUACAUCAGUUUUGCAGGCGACGAUCCUCCUGCGAGCUGUGUGUUCAGUCAAGUCAUGAACAUGGCCGCCUUCCUAGCCCUUGUGGUAGCUGUUCUGCGCUUCAUCCAGCUGAAACCAAAGGUUCUAAACCCAUGGCUGAAUAUUAGUGGAUUGGUGGCGCUGUGUCUGGCUUCCUUUGGAAUGACCUUACUUGGUAAUUUCCAGCUCACAAAUGAUGAAGAAAUCCAUAAUGUGGGAACAUCUUUGACCUUUGGGUUUGGCACAUUGACCUGCUGGAUACAGGCUGCAUUGACACUCAAAGUCAAUAUCAAGAAUGAAGGACGGAGAGUUGGAAUUCCACGAGUCAUCCUGUCAGCUGUUAUCACUCUCUGUGUAGUCCUGUACUUCAUCCUCAUGGCCCAAGAUAUCCACAUGUAUGCAGCCAGGGUCCAAUGGGGCCUGGUCAUGUGCUUCCUAUCAUACUUCGGUACCCUGGCUGUGGAGUUCCGGCACUACCGCUAUGAGAUUGUGUGCUCCGAGUACCAGGAGAACUUCCUGAGCUUCUCAGAGAGCCUGUCAGAAGCUUCUGAAUAUCAAACCGACCAGGUGUAA
Messenger RNA from Cricetulus griseus (Chinese hamster), 753 nucleotides. Lineage: Eukaryota; Metazoa; Chordata; Mammalia; Rodentia; Cricetidae. The record is from RefSeq and is a predicted model, not a curated record.